AUAUAUAUAUACCUAUAUAUAUAAUAUACAUUUAUAUAUAAUAUACAUUAUACUCAACAACUUCCGAUGCAUUUUUCUUUCGAGGUUCUGAUAAGCAAACUACCUGUAUGAAUUCUGGAUCUGCGAGUAGUUUUGUCCUCGUUCUUUGAAGGAAGAAGAAGAAGAUUUUAGAGAGAGAGAGAGAAAGGAAAAGCUUGGAGUUUUGAUGGGAAAUGCGAACGGCAGAGAGGAAGGAGCCGACGGAGGAACCGACGAUGAUCAUGAUCAUCCAUCGGAAGGAGGAAGAUCGAACGGCGAAUUGAGCGCGCGUGGCGGCUACGCUCAUCGUGCAGGGCGCGUGGCGUCUUCCGAGUCCAUGGCGAAUAGCAGUCCUCCCGGGAGUCCCAGGCGCUCCGUAACGCCGAUCUUGUUCGCUUCUCAGGUUCCUGUAGCUCCAUUGCGAAGAGGCGAUGGACCUUCCUUUUUUCCUCAAACCUGGCACAGCGAAACGCGUGAACCUGAAGAUUGUCCUCCUGAUAAAGGGAUUCCCACUAUGAUUACAUGGAACUAUGGUGGUAACAAUGUGGCUGUAGAGGGAUCUUGGGACAACUGGACGUCUAGGAGAACAAUGCAGAGAUCUGGUAAGGAUUUCUCUAUUCUCUUGGUGCUGCCGGCUGGCAUAUAUCGUUACAAGCUCAUUGUUGAUGGUGAAUGGAGAUACAUCCCGGAACUUCCAUUUAUAGCUGAUGACAGAGGCCAUAUCUGUAAUCUUCUUGACGUUAAUGAUUACGUGCCAGAGAACCUCGAGAGUGUUGCUGAGUUUGAGGUUCCACCUUCCCCAGAAUCUAGCUACAGUCAAGUAUUUCCAGCUGAAGAAGAUUUUGCAAAGGACCCAGUACUUGUUCCGUCUCAGCUUCAUCUAACUGUUCUUGGCAUGGAAAACUCAAAUGAAGCUUCUUCCUCUUCUUCAUCUUCUUCCAAACCUCAACAUGUUGUACUUAACCACCUCUUCAUAGAGAAGGGAUGGCCCUCCCAGUCUGUGGUUGCCAUGGGACUAACUCAUAGGUUUCAGUCUAAGUAUGUCACAGUUGUCCUCUAUAAACCACUCAAAAAGUAGGUUUCUCACUUUUGUCAAGCCUCAACUCUGUAAAGAAAUCUGUUAGUACUGCUUUUUUUACUUACUCUGUGAAGUUAUAGUUGCUCAGAACCCACAACACUUAAAAGUCAUGUCAAAUGUUCUCUGUCUGUAAUGCUGCAACGUUCAUUUCAGUUAUUCUGCUUGUUGGAAUUUCUUUUUACUUUCUGCAAAUUGUGAAAAAGUAUUUAUGGGUCUACAUUUGCUAUUACUCUUGUUUUCUUUCUCUGGGUUCCGUUGAGAGCACUCAGCAUGGUCCCGGAGAUAUGAUUGCAGACAUAGCUUAACGGUAAAUCCACUAUCCUACCCUUUAUGUUGAGGUCCAAGUUUCUUCCACUCCGGCUCAAAAGAAAUGAUUUGAAGAGUCACGACGGUAUUAUUGAGCUACAGGUGGAAUUGCUGCAACAGCUGCAACCAUUCUCAGCGCCGCUUUUGGUGACAAUAUUAUGCUUUGUUUCAUUCAUUCAGUACAUUUUGAGAUAGUAUACUAUUUGGAACCUUUAUUGUGUUAUUCCUCUUAUUUUCUUCACCUCUAAAGAGAGGUUAACAUAAACCAAGCCCGACACCUUCUGGAAUCAAGUCGGUCCAUAAUAGUCAAGGAAAUUUUCUGUA
Messenger RNA from Morus notabilis, 1726 nucleotides. Its product is annotated as SNF1-related protein kinase regulatory subunit beta-1. Bases 206 to 1096 code for a protein of 296 amino acids. NCBI's taxonomy places the organism in Eukaryota, Viridiplantae, Streptophyta, Magnoliopsida, Rosales, Moraceae. The transcript has 4 exons. The record is from RefSeq and is a predicted model, not a curated record. Gene Ontology annotation, molecular function: protein binding.